UCUUCUGUGUCUCACACAGUUUUCCAGGAGGACCAGUCCUUGUCAGACUCCCUACACACACACCCCAGCACGGACAGCUGCAGCGCCGACCAACAACCAUGGCUUCACGGGACACUACCUCUCUGCUCGUCGGACUUCUGGUCCUGUUUUACACCUGGGGAGUGUGGGCUGAUGUGGAGGUGAGCAUGGAGGACAGAGUGGAGGUGUUCAGAGGAGAAACUGCUUCGAUCACCUGCAUGUUCACAUCUACUGAAGGCAUUGGCGGGAUGAUCAUACAGUGGUUCUACGUGACACGGACGGGUGAGAAGCAGAAAAUCUACUACCAGGACAGCACCAUGCAGUUUGUAGACCGAGGCACACAGUUCACAGACAGGAUCAGCGUGAAUGGCACCGGAGCCAGUGAAGCGAUAGUUCUGACUAUCAGGGAUGUGCGCCUGGAAGACGAGCUGGAAUUUAUCUGUCUCAUCAAAGGUCUAACGGAUGGGACCGGGGAGGGACGGACAAAGCUGAAGGUGUUUGAAAAACCGGACUAUCCCACCAUUGAGGGUGUGCAAACAGGGAUCUCAGUUAGCGAACCCGGCCCAUCCAAGAUUGCGACCUGUGAGGUCAAAAAUGGCUACCCCAAGCCAAACAUCACUUGGUACAGAAACAACGCACCACUACGCGUUGCUCAGGAUGUGGUGUUGGUGAUGCCCAGCACCACUACUGAAUCCACCGGUCUCUACUCAGUGAAGAGCGAGCUGAGCAUGAUGGUGAUGAAGGAAGACAAAGAUGAUCAGUUCUACUGCGAGAUCACCUACUUUGUUCCCGGAGGAGUGGGGAUGCUGGAGUCUGAACGUAUUAACAUCACUGUAUACUACCCCUCCACAGCUGUGAGUGUUUGGGUGGAGUCACCAAAGGGCAAAAUCAAAGAAGGGGACUCGGUCGAGAUUCAAUGCCGUGGCAAUGGGAAUAAGCCAUCCUCCUUCGUAACAAUCAGUCAUGAUGGUAAAGAUCAUGAAGGCAAGAUGCUGCUGCUGGAGAAUGUGACUCGCCGCGACAGUGGAGAUUACAUAUGCACCUCUACGGACACGGACACCUUUGAGGACAUCACGGGACAAAUUUCUGUGUUUGUAAACUACCUUGAUCCUGCUGUUGUGAGGCCUGGAGACACAAUUGUGGUGCCCCAGGGAAACGAGCUGAAGGCCACCUGCAAUGCCCUCUCCUCGCUCCAAACACAGACUGUCUGGUUUAAGGAUGGAGCGGAGGUUUCAGUGGGCAACAUUUUGACACUUAAGGACGCUAUGUUCGACAUAGCAGGGACGUACAUGUGCGUGGUGACUGUUCCUGAGAUCGAGGGAAUGGAAACCAGUGGGACACUUCAUGUUUAUGUCGAGGGCCCACCAGAGAUCAUGCAGCCAGAGUACACAAAAGUGGAGGAGAGUUUUGAGAACACAGUCGAUCUGAGCUGCACUGCCAGAGGUUUCCCUGCUCCCAAUAUUGUCUGGACCACCUCUGAUGGAAAGAUCCUCAAGUCAGCAUCCCAAACAGACACCGACGAUGGGGUUCAGAGUGUGGUCAGCAUCAAGGUCACCUCUGACAUCACUGCCUUCUGCAAUGCCUCUAAUGAGUUUGGCACUGCCGCGGUGACCUUCAGCAUCACAGCCACUAUAAACACCACCACAACAGCCACCACUGCUAGUACCCCUACUAGUAGCACUACUAGUAGCACUACCACUACCACUACCAUUUCCUCCGCCACAGUCAAAGCAGAAACAGCUAUCCCAAAGCAAUCCCCAGAGAAAGUCAAACAAGAGGGCAGAGGUGUGAUCAUUGCAGUCAUCAUCAUCUGCAUCCUGCUGCUGGCCAUUUUGGGGAGUGUGCUCUACUUCCUAUACAAAAAAGGCAAGCUCUGUGGACGGUCCGGCAAACAAGACCUCACCAAAGAGAAGUCCAGCAAAGAUAACAUCGUGGUGGAGAUGAAGAGCGACAACACAGAGGAGGCCGUGCUUCUCGGAAUCAACGGAGAAAAGCUGCCUCCCAGCGACCAGUAAAGAGCGGUGAGUACCUGGAUGUACAGAAGUGAAGAGGCGACAGCAGACACACCAACAGCUGCUCCUGUUCCUCCCUCUCAGGCUCAGACCGGCCGAGGCCUUCAAGCUUCCACCACAGCUCCUUAACCCAGAGUUACGUCAUGGAGAAGCUCAGUCGUGUGUCAGUUAAUAUCAUGAUGCACGACUGAGACUCAAAUGACUCCAAGCUGCAGCUUUUGCUUAGUGUCCUUUACAUCCAGCACUUUUCUGUUGGAAUGAGCUUUAAUGAGGAGUGAUUUGAGCGCUCCAUGACGUAACUCUGUUACCUUUAAACCAAGGACUAUCCUUCGCCUAUAGUUCUCAGUACCACGAGCCUUGUAUACUGCUGAUUGUCCUUAGAACAAUAAUUUGAGCACAGCAUUGACCAGAGACUGUUUUUAUACCCAACUACGCAUCACCUCAGGCAAAGUAAUCACUGAAGAGCAGCCUGAAACAGGUCUUUAUCAAGUGUACAUAUUAUAAUCUAUGUAUAUAUUUCUUUAUUUAAAAUAACUCUAUAGAAAAAAACAACCAAAAAUAAAUGACCCGAUAGUGUUUCAUUUUGUUUGGGUGCUCUUUAUGGGAAGCAAGAAGAGCUUAGGCAGAUGUCUUGUUUUUAUUUUGAACAUUUCUUUGUCUGUGUUUCCUGUUUUGCAUAAGUCUGUACACUGAAAUCUUCGGGGAUGCAGCGAUGUGUCCUCCUACAGCCAGUUACAGCCUCACCAAAGUUUUUCCUUUUAGCUCUGAAAACAAACUGUUAAGAUCACUUAAUCACACAUCAUUCAUAGUUUCCCCUUCUCUGCAGCUCGUCCUUACACUUCACAGAUUGUGCAUAUUGAAGAAGAUAUUUUUACACUUUCUAUAAUGUCCAUGACUGUAAUGCAUUAUAAACAUACUUAGAAUCUGCUUAUAACACUGUAUAAUACGCAUUCAUAACUGUUAGUAAUGUUUUGUAGCAAUACCACAUUGUAAAGCAUUUUAUAAUGACUUAUGAGGUCAAGUAUCAUAGUGCUUCAGUAUUGCUGGUCACUCACUGACAUUUUGAUGCAAGGAUCAUAGUGUGUUAUAAUAAUUGUGAAACAUGAUAAUCAUUUUAUAAUGAUUAUAAUCACUCUUAAUGCAUUAUAAUGUGUAGGAAGUUAGGCGGCCAUUGGGUGCUUUAAGUAAAGUAGUGAAACAUUACUCAGGCUGGUUAUAAGUGACUUCAAGUGGUCAUUGUUUGCUUAAGUAAAGCAAAAAAACAUAUCAUUAAAUCUACCAAAGAACGCCCAAAAUGUUGUAAUAUUAAUGUCUUUGUUUGACGGGUCAUUACAGAAAUUGUUUACUCCAGUUUGACACAACUUUUUGAUGAUUAACAACUAAACAAUGGACAUUUACAUUUCACUAAUGUAGCGUUUCUCCCCAAAAAACUCACUCAAAAGUAGGGAUAUUUCUAGACUAAUUUACUUGACAUGUAAACAGAAGUUAAAUCUUAGACUCUAAAAGUCAGACUACACUAAAAAAAAUAGUCAAAAUUAAGCACAAUUUAAUCUAUAAGGUUAAAUGUUGUCCAAAAAAGGAUUGCAUAUAUUUUAAAAGUCAUUUCAAAUCCAUCAUAGUUUUCAAUAACCAAAUAAUAUUUUAAAUCCCACUGAAAUGUGUGACACUUUGCAAUGUGCAUUAUGAAUAUUACACACAGUCUUAAAAAACACUCAACAACUCAUCAAAAAGCAAACAUAACAUUUAUUUACUGUGUAUAAAACGUCCCGAAUCAUCUCCAUUUAAAAACACCCACACACACACUCAUGUCCAGGCGUCUGCGGAUCUCCGUGUGCCCAACUAAUAACAAGCCAAAGCAUCUCUCUCAUUUAGCCUAACAAGUAGACAUCCAGCCAGUGUGAGUGUGUGUGGUUGUACAUGUGUGUGUGAAACAGAGAGAGCGAGGAAGAGCCUUUGAUGAUCAGAGCCGCUGGUUAGUCUUGCAUGCUGAUCUGAACUCCUCUCGUUUUCCUCUGGGUGUCCUGUUAAGUUUAACCGACUAGUCAUCGACUAACGGCACACAUUCCUGCUCUAAAGACUCAACUGACACAAAUUAUGGAUAUUACCUGAAACUUUUGUCUAUGUUUAUAGUGUAUUGUAGACACGCGCUUGCCAAAAAUGUCCGUGAGUGACCAGAAGUUAAGUUUUAUGCUAAUUGUAUCGUAGAAGUCAUUUUAAAAUGCUUUAUAAUGCCUUCUGAUUAUUUUAUAAAGGAUGAUGACUAUUUAUGGGUGCUGACAACUAACUGUAAUGCAUUAUAAUCAGCUCAUAGCACUGUAGAAGUAUGUUUAUAAUGCAAUGUAGACAUGGGAAUCAUAGAGAGUGUCACCAAUGUUUGUGCGAGACGGGUGAAUAAUCUUCAGCAUUUGACAUAGAAGGGUUAACAUUAUUUGUUAUUCGCUUAUUUUAUGGUUUCUGUCCUUCACAGACUAUUUUUUUAGAUGUUUUUUAUGUGUGUGUUUGAGUUGAAGCAUUGCCAACAGCCAAGUAAAAAAGUUACAGAUGCCUUAGAAGUUCAGUCCAAGCCUGUAGAAAUAUCAUCAUUUGUAUUGUUAGUUAUGUUUCUAUUUAAUGUUCAGUGCACUGAUUUCUUUGUGGUUCUUCAUGCAGUUGUGUUUCUCUAAUGUGAAACAGUGGUUUUGUUAAAUGUGACUGUACGUGAAUGAAAAGUAUUUCUUUUGUUUAGCUAUUUUUAGUUCUUGAAGAGGGAGGAUGAGGAACAGAUUAUUGGCCCAUGGUGAAAAUGGCUCACGGCAUGAAGUUGCCCUCCUCAUGAGAAAAAGACACAUUUCUGUUUGAUGAAGUAAUUAAUUCAUGUUUUGACUGAAACUUGAAAUAAUCUGUCGGAUCCCAGAGAGACACAGAAUCCCCCUCAGACAUGAAGACUAACUACAGUAUGUGACUACUGAAGAGGGGGGAAUGACUGUGACUCCACAUAUGCAAAUUAAGUUUGUAGACAAUCAACAACCAAGAUGCACUGUGCUCAGUAAUGUGCAUGUCCAUACUCACACUUCCUUCCCUCUGUCAGUUUCGUUCUGCUGUUUUUACGAACUACCACUGUUACAUUGUUUUGGAUGUUUAAAAUCUGUAAAAUACCUUGGAGUUGUGAAAUGUUGAAAUUAUUGUCAUUGAUGACAUUGAAACCAAUUUACCAACAAAUUCAUUGUUUGUAGUUUUUGAAAAUUAUACCAAAUAAAGAUUGACUGUUAAAUGAAA
Molecule: messenger RNA, 5285 nt
Organism: Epinephelus lanceolatus (giant grouper)
Lineage: Eukaryota; Metazoa; Chordata; Actinopteri; Perciformes; Serranidae
Gene: mcamb
Product: melanoma cell adhesion molecule b
Biological process (GO): regulation of wound healing; homophilic cell-cell adhesion; negative regulation of peptidyl-tyrosine phosphorylation
Cellular component (GO): cell-cell contact zone
Molecular function (GO): vascular endothelial growth factor receptor 2 binding
Source: RefSeq, a predicted model, not a curated record